Caretta caretta (loggerhead turtle) is the source of this 9649-nucleotide messenger RNA. It is a transcript of the gene TMEM86A, whose product is annotated as transmembrane protein 86A. Lineage: Eukaryota; Metazoa; Chordata; Testudines; Cheloniidae. The record is from RefSeq and is a predicted model, not a curated record. Gene Ontology annotation, cellular component: membrane. Gene Ontology annotation, molecular function: hydrolase activity.
UUUCUGAUCCUAUUUAAAGGGAAAGCGCCAGGCACCGGGACCCAGCCGCAGAGCCAGAGUCAGGGACUGCAGUUCAGCUUGAAGCCUACCGAGAAGACAUGGUGUCGCCGGUCACAGUGGUGAAGAGUGAAGGCCCCAAGCUGGUGCCAUUUUUUAAAGCCACUUGUGUCUAUUUCGUCCUCUGGCUGCCAACUUCCAGCCCUUCCUGGUUCAGUGCCCUCAUCAAGUGUCUGCCCAUCUUCUGCUUAUGGGUUUUUCUGCUGGCACAUGGAAUCAAUUUCCUAGUCGCACAUCGAAGCGCCAAUAGGAUCCUAGCAGGGUUAAUAUUCUCCGCAGUGGGGGAUGCCUUCCUCAUCUGGCAGGAGCAAGGCUACUUCGUUCAUGGUCUGCUGAUGUUUGCCAUCACACACAUCCUGUACUCCUCAGCAUUUGGGAUGAAGCCUUUGGACCUGAAAGCUGGCUUUGUGAUGACCCUUGUCUCCAGCUUCUGCUACACCUUCCUGUAUUACUACCUCUCAGGCCCAUUCACCUACCUGGUUGCUGUCUACAUCGCUUUGAUCGGCUUCAUGGGGUGGCGCGCCAUUGCUGGGGUGCAGCUGUGCAAUGACCUCUGGACUUGGACCAAGCUUUCAGCCUGCAUCGGAGCAGUGCUUUUCAUGGUGUCAGAUCUGACCAUUGCAGUUAACAAGUUCUGCUUCCCGGUGCCCUACUCACGUGCCAUCAUCAUGGCCACUUACUAUGCAGCCCAGAUGCUCAUUGCACUCUCAGCUGUGGAGAGCAGGGAUGAAGAGGACUUCAAAAAGAGGAAUUAGAUGGAACGCCAGCAGGCUCGUGAACUGCAUGGAUUAUAACUGGGGUGCUGUAGUAGCAUUAGUCGCUGAAGGAGAUCUCCAUCUCUCAAGGUGCAUUGGUGAUAGAGAUUUUGCUUCUUUAAAGCAUUAUCUUUGGGUUUUUUUAAAUCUGACUCUCCUUGAAUGUAAUUUACUUCAGUGUGGAGACCACACUGGAAAAUUUAGACUGCUCCUACAGUAGCUACUCAUUGACCUUUUCCUCUUGGAAGCUUCAGGAGUCCUCUCUAAAACAUUGUAUUUGUUAAUCCUGAAGCUGGUUCUGAAUGUUAUGGAAGGAGAAGGCUAAUUUAAAGAGACCGUGAAAAGAGGCUAGGCAAGUUAAGAGGCUUGCCUUCCAGCCUGGGCACACAUGUCCCAAUCCCAGCUAAGGUGAUAGGGAUGUGACAAUGAGCUUAGGUGGUGACUAGACUAGACCCAAGUUGUGGCCAUUACAAAGCCACUACACAGGGUGCAGCAACUGACAGCCUCUGCUCAAAGAGAGCCUAGGAGUAGCAUAGCAAGAGGAUAGGUAGUGCAGGUCAGGGCUGAAGUACAUUGGUAAGAAUUGGGUGGUGGGAAACUUGCACUGUACUGGAUUCUAACCGGGGCUCUUUUGUGAAUUCCAAACUCAUGCAACUUCCUAUUUAAAUGCCAUUCAAAGUUUGUGCCCAACGUGAAUGCUGCUGAGCAUUUAGUAUGCUAUAUACUUGCAGAAGCAACAACAGAAUGCAAUAACAUUCUGAACUUUGAGAAAAUGGGAAGUGAAAGGCAUUUGAAGCAGGCUGGGUUACAAUGAAAGGAUACGUGCAUGAAAGUUAAUGAGCAGUUUUAGCAGGCAACUUUCAGCAUUUGCUUACCUAGGGUAGUCCUGUGGCCAUGUGCUAAGAUAUAUGAUGGAACAAUGGGUCUGUCUUUCAGCAUCAGACCUCACCCCCAGUUAUCAGUAGCUUUGUUGACUGAAUUAAUAAGCCUGGUAAACCUCCUGCACCUCCUCUGUAGGUGUUGAGAGCUCUUGAAUCAGUGACAAUGUUUGUGCCAACCCCAAAAAACUCCAAAACAAAGGCAAAGUAUUAAAACACAAAGCAUAUAAAGAAAUGCACACUGGGAUAUAGCAUACUUCGAUCACUGUGAAAUUACUGCAGACCCAAGUUUAUAGAUGCAUCAUUAGUGUUAACAGGCAAUUGUUUUAACUGUGAGCUUGGCAGAUUUUCAGGGAAACCUAUUUAUUCAAUUAAGGCUAGUAGGCUUCUCUGUAUUUGCAUGUCUACACACUUGACCCUAUACAUAUGUGCACAGUAGUAUGGUAUUAGGAGCCACCAUACACAACCUGAGUUGGGGUAUUCUGUGCUUUGCAUCACACUUUUGGAGAUACAUUCCACUAAGAAAUCAUGAUUUAUUUUUUCCUGGGCUCACAUUCUAUCCAUAAUGUGGGAAUUGGGAGACUGGAAUUUGACAUUUAAGCAUUUAUUGCUCAGUAUUUACAGCUGCUAAUAAGUGAGAAUACUCUGCAUAUUUGCACAUAUUUAAUACACUCCUUACUCGGGGUAUUUUAUUUGUCUGUGAGCAUUUUCCCUUACCUACAAAGCCAGCUACGUAGAACAAGUGUCUGUUUUUUGCCAGUCAAUGGCAAAGAACCAAGUUUGUGCCACUUGACUUGGCAAAGCCCACUUUGAGGCUAAACCACCUGAAAAGAACGAUUCUGUGCAUUCAAACCAACUCACCCACAUUUCUCCUAACAUCGUGGAGCCUAUAAGAAAAAUUAGAACCAUUAGAGAUGGGAAAAACCUAUUUCCAACCAACCCAAACUAUUUGGCAAUCUUAUCCUCCCCCUGCCAUAGCAAGAGUAUCUCUUCCAUUAGACUCUGUUAAAGGAUUCUGGGGAGGUAUUUUUAAAUUUCACAAUUAUAAUUUUACUUUUCAAUAGUUCCUUCCCUCCUGCAUGCUGUUUAAUUUAUUGUGGGUUGCUCACAAGUGCUGAGCUGCUGCUGCCCCUGAUUGGUCUUUGAUGCAUGACAAGUGGAUGCAGAGACAUUUCCUAUGGAUAUACAGUGAUAGUGCAUCAAGGGGGCUUUCCUCUCCCCUUCCCAAAUCGGAUGGUGUCCCUUGAAUGUUUGUUUUGUGGCCCUUCCUCCCAUGGUACUCACAUGAGUAGUCCUAUUGAUUCUAAUGAGACCAUACCGGUGAAUAACUGUUCCUACAUGUGAGUGAGGAGUUCACAAGUGGGCCCUGUCACAGAGUGCUCUGCUCACCACAGGAUCACCCCUACUCCUGGUGGUUCUGAGGAUUAGCUCUACCAGACCAACACCCUUUCCCAUAGUUGCAAUCCACCUCUCUGUCUGCAGCCCCUCUUUCACUCCAGGAGCUGCUGCUUCCUCUUUGUGAUUCAGCUGUCCAGCCAGGUCAUUAAGUGGUUUCCCCUUCCAUAGGCAGUCCUCACACCCACUGGACUGAUAACAUCACUCCAGCAGUCUUCACGUUUGCUGCCCUUAGCCCUACCGCUCUGCAGUGGUUGGUAGGGGAACCCAAGCCUGCCCUCUAUUUGGGGUUCCAGGCCAGGCCCCUGUACUGAACAGUUAAGGCCUGGCUCUUUCCAAACUUACUGCUCUCACCGCAGUCUCCUUCCUACUGUGAGUCUUCUCCCUGACCUCAGGAAGUGAGACAAUAGACUUCCUCCCUACUACCUUCUUACACUAGCUCCGUCUCCUGGCUUUGUAGAAUGCUUGCCUAUGCCCUCACAGGUGAUCUUCCUUCUAAUUAGCUUCCUCCAGUCUAAAUCUCCCCUGUUUGCAUCCUAAUUGGUUGAUGAGGCUUGACUAGGCCUAAUGCAGCCCUUCCUGUGGGGAGUACCUCUCAUCAUAGGCCCUAUGCAGUGAGAGCUUUGUUUUUGCACCUGGCAUUUCUGAGCCUGAGCCUGCAGGUUUCUCGUAGGUCAGUUGCCAUGCCCUGACUGAGGACUUGUCUACACAUACAGCUGCAGCAGCACUGAUGCAGUGCGCGGUUGUAGCACUUAGUGAAGACACUACCUAUACUGACAGGAGAGCUUCUCUCAUCGGUGUUGUUCUGUCUACGGCUGCAGUUCAGCUGGUUUAACUGCGUUGCUCAAGGGUGUGGAUUUUCCACACCUCUGCGUGACGUAGUUCUGCCGACAUAAGUCUGCAGUGCAGAGCAAGCCUCAGUUUCUGCUGCAGCCCUGCUCACUAUGCCCCUUGGAAUCCAGCAAUAGUCCCUUUAGUUCACAUGCUCCUCUAGCCUUUGCUCUUUGUGGGGUCUCCCAGCACUGUUUUCCCUGUUAUUAAGAUAUUGAAAGUAAAUGGCAGGUUUUUCAGGACCAAAUAUGACACAAAGAGACACGGUCAGAUCCAAAUUAGUCCCAAAUGUAGAGUUAGUAAUGGUAUCCACAACUGGUGUAAGUGGGCCAUUGAUUUCUGUGGAGCUUUGCCAAUUUACACCAGCUGCAGAUUUGGCCCACAGUUUGCAAAGCCCUUUGGGCUAAACCCUGCUAUCUACAUAGUAAGACACUAUUAGUCACUGAAUGGUCUGUGCAUUAAGUCCAUGAAUUGAAAGAAAAUGGUCUUUAUCUGUGACUGGUUGCAAGGGUGAACACACCACUUGUGCCAGGGAAAUACCAGAUGGGUGACCAUCUCCUAAGUGCAGGUCCUCCACCGGACACCCUCUUCUCUUGUGUGUCUGUCUCAAAGGGAGAUGCUGGGAGAGAGACAGGCACUGCUAGAACAAACCAGGCUGCAGUGUUGGUUUAAUUAGAGAGCUACAUGGGUGAGCACCCCAGAGUCUCUCAACCAGCCCCCUGAUUUUAUAUUACAUACAAACUCUUCCGAGCCAAUAACGCUGAUGGGGUGGCAUUGUUUUGGACUCUUACCUGAGAAUGCUGCAGUUUAGGAAAAUAUAAUUCCACUUUGAUUUAACCUCCUAUAAAAUAUGUGGGCCUCCAUUCUUUGGUUCACCCAAGGAGUGCUUGGCAUAGGCUGGAGAGGGGACAAAGAUCUCUUGAAGAGACUUUUGCACCUUGCCAAAUCUGUAGCCCUCUGGCCACAUGGUCAGGCUCUAGUGUAAAGUGAAGUGGCCUGAGGGCUGCCAUGAUAUAAGGCAGGGGUGGCCAACCUGAGCCUGAGAAGGAGCCAGAAUUUACCAAUGUACAUUGCCAAAGAGCCAAAGUAAUAGGUCAGCAGCUCCCCACCCGCCCGUUCCCAGCACCUCCCACCCACCAGCAGCCUCACCGAUCAGCACCUCUCCCUCCCUCCCCGCACCUCCCGAUCAGCUGUUUUGUGGCAUGCAGGAGGCUCUGGAGGGGAGGGAAGAGGAGCUACGCGACGGCCAGCUUAGGGGAGGGGGCGGGAAGGGGUGGAGUGGGGGAAGGGCCUGUGGCAGAGCCAGGGGUUGAGCAGUGAGCACCCCCCGGCACAUUGGAAAGUUGGCGCCUGUAGCUCCAGCCCCGGAGUCGGUGCCUGUACAAGGAGCCGCGUAUUAACUUCUGAAGAGCCACAGGUUGGCCACUCCUGAUAUAAGGGAACGCUGAUCAUGUCCCCCUGUGUGAGUGUUAGCAACAGAGGACAGCUUCUGCUCCUCUCCUUGGCUUGGUGAUGCUCCCACAAACCUUCCUUCUCCUUGGCUGAUGCGAAGAGCGCUCUCUCCUGGCUCUCUCCUGUGUUACAGUUCAGCUCACAGAGUAGCACUUAAUCCAUGGGACGACUGGCAGAGUACGGCACUAUUCUACCUGAGCACGGCUGACAGGACCAGUGGGCAGUAUUAGCAGCAGUGUGAGAUAGGCCGCUGGCACUGAGAACACCCCACACUUUCUUUACUGAGUAGUUUUCACACCCACCAGUAGCCCUACAUAGUGGGAUUCAGUAUGUUGAACAGACAUUUUGGCCUAGAUCCCCAGUAGUACUAUUCAGACUCUUAACUUCCAUUGAGUUCAGUGAGGAUCUGGGCCUUCCUUCCAAGGACUCUUCAUAUUUUAGAAAAUUUAAGUACCAUUGCAAAAGGCUGGGUUAACAAUAGUGCCCCCCAGAAGCGUCUGCUGCUUUAUAAACAUACACCAGAAAGGUUAGCUGCAUUACUGAGGGGGAACGCAUUGUAAAUAGCACAGGCCCCUGUAAUCUCCUUCCUCUAAUGCUGUUGCACAAUAUUUCCCGUAUUCAUUCACUCAAGGGAUUGCUUCUGCUAGAGCGACCAGCUGUAGGAGGCAUGCAGCAUCUCCAUUCAUCAGUUUUGCUUGUCUUGUGAUCCCCAGCUUGGCCCCUGCAUCGCUGCUCUUUGUGGAUGUCACCUGCUGUUACACAGGCCGCUUGUUUGCAACCCUCUUCCUGUCAUAGAGCCAGCUAGAGAAAAUAUGCAUGUACAGUGCUCUAACUGUCUGCUGGGGCCAGUGCUAGCAGGAUUUGAGUGAAUGGCUAAUUUAAGACUUAACUCUCUCUUGGACUAUGUCACUUUGGCAUAUCUGUUCUUCACUUAUGUUCUCCAAGGAUUCCCUCCCCUGUAAGAAAGACGGACAUGCUCAGUAAAGGAGCGAAUGGAUACCUUCAUUGAAUGUUAUAAUCUCCCCUGCUCUGAGUUAGUAGGGUAUCACUUUCUUCACCUCCAGAGAGUAUUAUUCUUCAGUUUCCGGAAGCAGUUUUAAUUAUUUUUCUGUAAUUUUUUUUAUCUCAGUUUAUUUUACGAUCUGCCAAUCUCAGGCCUUGAUCCUGAUGAUGAUUGCAGAGGGUUCAACAGGCGUUCCUAGGUGAUCUGUCAUUUUGAGAGGAGGGAGCUAGCAUAAUCUGAGCAUGGGCCCUGUAAAAUGCACUGCUUCUGUUGUGGGCCUGCACCGGAGAACUCUGAGAGAGUCGAGGGUUGCCUGGGGCAUCACAGACUCAGGCUGUUAGAGAGAGUCACCCUGGUCUCUCGCCCGUCUCCCUCUCCACAUCCCUUUAAUCCACAUGACUUGAACAAAACCCUUUUUCCUGAGAGAGCCUUUCUUGCUGGGAAGAGGCCAGCUGCUAUGGGCACAGAUUUGACACAGCCAGCUCCCAUUCUUCUGAUUAAGCCUGGGAAACAUUGACCAGUUGCUGAUGUGGGGGAGGGGUGCAGGUGGGCGUCUGUUUUAGAUACUGUUUCCUGGGACAAAAAACAGUUCAACACUGGUGAAAGCAAUCUGGGAUUUGAAAGGCAGUGGCAAAGUAGGAAUGGAGAGCACAUAAAUAUCCAUCUUGACUCUUUUCCGCUUCCUUCCUUAACUCUCCCAUUGUCUCUCUUUGCCUUUUAAAUUUGAAGGUAUUGUUCUACUUCCCUUCCCCCCACUCCAAACACAUACACAGCCUUUCCCUUUAGAAGCAAAAUCUUUAAGGAGCAUCAUCCAUUCUUAGGCGCGAUAACGUUGCAGGAAGGGAGUAGAAGCAGUGUACGGUACAUUGUAUUCCUAAUCCCAGCAGUAAUAACUCCUAAGUACAAGAGGCACCCAGUAGUUACACACUGUAUACCCGGGGUAGUCAAUAAGCGGACCACUGGUGAAAUCCAGACUGCCAGAUGCUUUUGAACAGUCCCCAAAAUCUUUUUAUUUACUUAUUUUUUUAAAAAGAAAAGGAGGACUUGUGGCACCUUAGAGACUAACAAAUUUAUUAGAGCAUAAGCUUUCGUGAGCUACAGCUCACUUCAUUGGAUGCAUACAGUGGAAAAUAUAGUGGAGAGAUUUUAUAUACACAGUGCUCAGAUAAAUUAGUUAGUCUCUAAGGUGCCACAAGUCCUCCUUUUCCUUUUGCGAAUACAGACUAACACGGCUGCUACUCUGAAACCUCUUAUUUCUUUAAAUAUCUCUGGCAUCUGGCCCUUGACCAAGAAACUUGGACCUUGACAAAAAUAAUUGACUACACUGUACUCAAAAUCCGCUCUGAAAUUCUUGUGGGUGAUUAAUUGAGGUUAUAUAUACACUACAAACCACAUCUUCCACUACUGGACUAACCAUUAAGUGCCAGUAACUCCUUAUUCAGGGAGACUAAGAGUGUGCGGAGUCUGCUUGAUCUGCCUAGCUUUUACCCUAUAUGGAACCCAACUCCUUUACUCACAAAAAGCUCCUCUUGAAGCCAAGUGGUCUGAUUUUCACCUCACACCAUUGUUACACUCCUGUAACUCCACUGGGCUGGGCAGGGCCUUACCAAUACCACUGAAGUCUGUGGAGCUACGGAUGUAAAAUUGGCAUAUAGAGGAGACUUCAGCAGAGCCACUCUUGAUUUACACCAGCAUGAGAUCAGAAUUGGGUUAAACGAGUCCUUAGUAUUUAAUACAUGGUUUAGAAGAAGGACUUGAAGGCUUUCACUCCCUGCCCUUCUUUCCAGCAUAGCUCUUUAUUGGCCUUGGAGGGGAAAGUGGUCAAAACAGAGCAGAUAUAAAGCUCUGUGGCAGAUGUCUCCUUCUCUAUUUUGGGUGCAUGGGAGUGGCAAAUUGCCUAGUUUUGGCAGAGAGAGCUGCUCUUUUAUCUGGAGAGGCAGCAGAGUUGAGUGGUCUGAGCCCAGGACUGGAUAUCUACAACUCCUAAGUUCUGAGCCUGGCUUUGACACCGAUUCCUUUUGUGGCCUUGGUUAAGUCAGCUGGUCUGAAAGGAUGUAAUUCUGAUUAAAGUCAAUAGAGGUAUGCCAGUUUACAGCAGUUGAGAAUCUAACUCUCUGUUUCUGUUCCCCCCCCAUCUGUAAAAUGCCUACCUACUUCACAGGGCUGGUGUGAGGAUUAGUGCAUGUUUGUAAAGCACCUUGAAAGGUGUAAAGCACUAGAUAAGUGCUAAGUAUUAUUAUACUAUAGUAUUCAAAAUAAAAAUGCUUCAAAGAACCUGCAGAAAUUCACUUGAAAAAAGGUGACGUGAAUAAAUGUUUCAGUUAGAUUUCUGCAUCAGAUGGAAAGCAAAUGGAAAACAGUCAUUUGCAUGAUCUAUUAGGGAGGAAGCCAAGCCAAAACUCUGGACCCAGACACACCCAAACUUCAAGGGAAGGGGUUUUUAACAAGUCUGAACUCAGAUCCCAAAGUUGCAAAAAGUUUCUAAAAGUCAGAAGCAAAACCCCAAGAUGUGAGCAUCACAUCCCAAUUUUGCAACGCAGGCUCAUCUCUGAAUGAGCUAGAAUAAGCCUGAUCCAGCCAAAACAAAGUAUCCUAAUUCUAGCUGGAUUAUUGCUGAAAAUGUUGAAGUUGAACAUGCUGUGGUUCUGUUCAUCUUUUCUCAGGCAGAAAGUCAACUAGAGUUUAAGGAACGAGUUACAAACGGGAUAUUUAAUUUCCUUUGAUCAUAAACUUUAUUGGCUUUAAAGCCAAUGGAGAGGGAAUGCCCAUUUUGGAAUUAAUUCCUGUCCCACUGUAUGUAGGAUGUGUACGAUUUUCCGGAUGAGAAUGUGUUUGUAUGAACAGCCACUGGACUCAGAACAAACUUAUGAACAGAAUUAUGGCUCCAAAGUAUGGCUCUCAAAUGGUAUAAAUUGGCAUAACUCUGUUGAUUUCAAAUCAGGCCCCAAACUGUAAAUUAUUUUUUCCAGUAGCACCCACACUGUGCUAGGUGCUGUACAAAUACAAAUGAAGGCUGAAGCGCUUACAUUCUAAAAAUGGGUGUAUACCUGUGAAAUGGACCAUAAUUCUCAAGCAGUAAAACUUACAUUAUUAUGAACUCAAAGGCAAAUACAAUGCAAAUUUUUAUUGUUUCUUUAAAUGUUUGAUAGAUAUUCUUUUUCUUAGUUUGGAGGAAGUUCCGUUGACGAUGUAUUUUUUUCCUUUAAAGUAAAAAUAUAAAAAUUAUGUCGGUAUACCUAUAGAUAGACUAAAAAAAAAAAAAAAAAGUGGCCAGUUGG